AUUGUACACGCUCAAUGAAGGGAGAAAGGAACUAGGAGGUAUAAGGAGCAAGGAGAAAGGAAGGAUCUCAACAUCCUCAAAAGAAGAGAUCUUUAGCAUUUCCUUUUUUCUUCUCAAGAAAUUUCUCUUUUUCAUUCAUUUUUCCAUUCCGCUCUCGUUGUCUUUGUGGCUACACCCUUGCACUCUUCUCCCUAUAUCACAUACACAAUGCUUUAGUUCGAAUUUUCUUCUUGUUUUGGCUCUAUAGUAACACACAUUUCACCGAAUUUCAUGUUCCGUAGAAGAGUGAAAAUUUACCAACCUUAUCCCGCCCAUCUGUCCUUCUCUUCUAGGGUUUCUAUUAUCGCUUGCAUCUCUUAAAAUCCUUCUCCUAAUGGAUUUUUGUGCCGCUUUUUCGCAUGAAGGUUGAAAGAACAUAAAUCGGCGAGGCUUGUGAGGGAAGAAGGCAAAUAAAUCAACUUGGCAAAAAGAUUUGGUGGUAAGAGAUCAUCAUUGGCAUUCUUUUCUGAUUGCAGAUGGUCCCUAUUGCCAAGGAAGAAGGCAAACAAACAAAUCAACCUUAUUAGAUGAAAAUUUAUCUACAUCUACAUAAUAAUCCUAAUCAGGCAGAGGCAGGCACUCCAAAUAUGGCAUCUGGUAAUCCAUUGUUUGAAGAUACGACAAGUAAAGCAGGGGUGGUUGAACUUGAUCCUCCUCAUCAAGUUGAAGAAUUGUGUCAAGGCAUGAAUGAUCCUAAUUCACAGCCAAGUAUGAAACCUAAUAUCACUGUUGUUUCUAGCAACUUCCGGGAGUUAUUGGAGUGCCCUGUCUGCCUCAAUGCUAUGUACCCGCCGAUUCAUCAGUGUUGCAAUGGACAUACAUUGUGUUGUACGUGCAAGCCAAAAGUCCACAACCGUUGCCCCACUUGUCGGUAUGAGCUUGGCAACAUAAGAUGUCUUGCUCUAGAAAAGGUUGCAGCGUCUCUCCAACUUGCUUGUAAAUAUCAGAGCUCUGGUUGCCAAGCCAUUUACCCCUACUACAGCAAGUUAAACCAUGAAUCACAGUGCGGUUAUAGGCCGUAUAACUGCCCUUAUGCUGGAUCAGAAUGCACCAUUGUUGGUGAUAUUCCUCACCUCGUAACCCAUUUGAGACAAGACCACAAAGUGGAUAUGCACAAUGGCAGUAGCUUCAACCAUCGAUACGUCAAGUCCAAUCCACAUGAGGUUGAGAAUGCGACCCCCGUACUGGAUCUUGUUUUUCAUUUUGCCCAGGUUUUCAGCUGCUUCGGUCAGUAUUUUGGCCUGCACUUUGAAGCGUACCAGCUGACAUCAGCCCCGGUGUACAUAGCCUUUCUGAGAUUCAUGGGAGAUGAUGUUGAGGCAAAGAGUUACAACUACAGCCUCGAGGUGGGAGGGAAUGGGAGGAAGAUGAUAUGGCAAGGUGUGCCAAGGAGCAUAAGGGACAGCCACAACAAGGUUCGAGACAGUUUUGAUGGCCUCAUCAUCCACAGGAGCAUGGCUCUCUUCUUCUCUGGUGGAGACAGGAAGGAAUUGAAACUUAGGGUCACCGGCCGCAUUUGGAAAGAUAAGUAG
Messenger RNA from Linum tenue, 1571 nucleotides. The record is from the annotation of a GenBank genome assembly. Lineage: Eukaryota; Viridiplantae; Streptophyta; Magnoliopsida; Malpighiales; Linaceae.